AGUUCGUGCACAGGAACGCGCCUGGAAUUUACUCGCAUUUCAUCGCGUCUGUUUUAAACGGAGCGGAUUUAUUGUGGACACACACACACACACACACACACACACACGGGAUGAGUUGAUGUAAACACGUGUGAUGCUCACACUGUUCACACAAUUGGGGAAAAGCUGUUAGGAAUAUAAACACAUUGCAGCGUGGAGUGUGAGCAGGACAUCAUCUUCAUCAUCAUCAUCAGCACAGCACACAUGGAAGUCAGGGUCCUGGAUAAACUGAGAUAGACGAUUUGACUUGAAUACAGAACACCACAUCUGGAGAAAACCCGUGUUGAGCAGAAAAGCAUCUCAGCCGCACAACACAUCAAACCUUGAGGUGGAUGAGGUCCAACAAGUACCUCAGACCACAUCAGGUUCCUCACCUGCAGGAACAGGAACCUGAGACAUCAUCAUGAACACAGACUCACCCUCACUGGACAGAUUCAGACCAGAGACAGAGACAUUAAAGCAGGAUGAAAGCAGCUGUCUGUCAUCACAACAGGAAAAACAGAAAUAAACAGUGUGUGUGUGAGACAGCUGAAAGGACUGGUGCAAUCUGAACAUAAUCAGACACAAUAAUGAAGAUUAAAUACACCAUUUCCUUGGUGUUCAUCGUGGCUGUGGUCAUCAUCGAGAAGGAGAACAACAUCAUCUCCAAGGUCUCGGACAAGCUCUCUCUGAAGCAGACGCCUCAGACUCCACUCCAGAUCAGCGGAUAUUCUUUGGCGUCUCUCCGAAAAAAUGGCUCCGGCGUCCCGGUCCUGUCUAAGCCCGACUUCUCAUCCUAUUUGGAACUAAAAUGGCAUCUGGAGAACAUCUCUGAACCCAGCAAAGGUGGAAAACACAUACUCCUAUUGGCCACGACACGUACAGGCUCCUCGUUUGUGGGCGAAUUUUUUAACCAGCACGGCUCUAACAUGUUCUACCUGUUUGAGCCUCUUUGGCAUGUGGAGCGCAUGCUAACUCUAGAGGGUGGAGGGACCAAUGGUACGGUUUUGACGCACGCUUAUCGUGACAUUCUUCGUCAACUUUUCUUAUGUGACUUCACUAUGCUGGAGACCUUCAUCGAGCCACCACCAAAGGAUCAUGUAACAAAAGGACUGUUUCGUCGUGAGUCCAGCCAGUCCUUGUGCACUGAUCCUGUCUGCACGCCAUUUGUGAAGAAGGGUUACGAGCCUUACCAUUGCCGUAACCGGCGUUGUGGUCCAUUAAACCUCACGCUAGCUUCCCAGUCCUGCCUGGAGAAGGAGCACCAUGCCAUAAAGUCUGUACGAAUACGCCAACUAGAGACGCUCCAAUCAUUAGCAGAAGAUCCACGACUGGAUUUGAAGGUUAUUCAGCUGGUCCGGGAUCCUAGAGCCAUGUUAGCGUCCCGCAUGGUGGCAUUCUCGAACAAAUACGAGCAUUGGAAGAGGUGGACCAUGGACAGAGACAUCCCUGAGGAUGACAAUGAAGUGAGGAAGCUCAAAGGGAACUGUGAGAACAUCCGCAUGUCCGCCGAAGUGGGUCUCAAACAGCCUCCGUGGUUGCGUGGACGCUACAUGCUGGUGCGUUACGAGGACAUUGCCAUGUUUCCUAUGCUUAAAGCAGCUGAGAUGUACCGCUUUACCGGCAUCCCGUUCACCACCCAGGUGAAGGAAUGGAUCUUGAGGAACACACAAGCAUCUGAUAAGGCUAGCGGAGUGUACUCCACCCAGAAAAACUCAUCCCAGCAGGUGGAGAAGUGGAGGUUCAGCAUGCCGUUUAAGCUCGUGCAAAUGGUUCAGAAAAUUUGUGGCCCCACUAUGGAUUUGUUUGGGUACACGUUCGCAGAAAGUGAAGAAAUGCUAACAGACAAAUCCAUCAGUUUGGUUGAAGAAAGGACUUUCUUAUGACCAAAAGAACUUUAUAGAAAAGUUUUUUUUUCAUUUUAUUUAUUAUUGAGAUCUGUCCAAAAACAAGGACAUGAGCUUAAAGAUCAAAAGCACAGCAAGAAAACCGUAUCACAUACAUCUCAAACCUCAUGGAGGCAUGAGGAGAGUUUUAUUUGAUAGAAAUGUACAACAUUUUACUGUCAUGUAGCAUAGGGCAUUGUUUUUAAUCAAUUACAAAUAUAUCAGUUCUACCUUUAAGCUAGUUCAGGUUUCAACUCUGUUACAAAUGCAAAAACAGGCUUUCAUCCCAAAGAUGAAUAGUAAGACUAGGAGCUUCAAUGAAACAGCACUCAUUACCAAAAAUCAACCAAACAUCCUAAGUCUGAUGUUGCCGUGUACAUGUUGACACGGCCUGCUGAUAGUAGAGCUGCUGAACCUUUUCAGAUGGAAUGCUAAUACAAACAUUUCAUUAAUGUAACCAGGAAUGUUAUCUAGCUCAGUAAAUAGCUAAGGUAACAAGUUUGUUAGUUAAAGCUGUCAUUUACUGAUAGACUGGUGGAUAACAGGUUCACAAAUUAGCUAGCAUACAGUUAUAGCAGAUUUAAAUAUCUGAUUUUUUUUAGCUAUGUUGCUAAAUCAUCUUGUUCACUGACUAAAUGGAUGAGAUGGAUUUUUCAACAAAGUAGCUGAAUGUUCUUGUACAUGCUAGGUCAAUGGACAACGCGUUUGGUUUGUGCUUGCGGCUGCCAGGUAAAAAAGAAACCGUAUUUAUUUUUCUAUUUUCUGUCCACUUUCAGCUUGCUACGUGUCUGUAUUUGGAGAGAAUUUGCAUUUGGCUUAUUUGUAAUGUGUGUGUGUGUGUGUGUGUGUGUGUGUGUGUGUUUAUACCGUGUGUGUUGGUGACAUUCCUUCUGCAGCUGGUUUGCAGAAAUGUGUGACUUCAACGCCAGAGGUUUUGGCAACAGACGACUUUCUGUCAACACUUAUAAUUGAUGUUAAUAUGUGAAAACCUUAGUGUCCAAACCCGGCUGUGUUCCAAUUCUGUUUUACACAUAUGCCAUAUCGACUUCAUCGGUCCGAAAUGUGUAGCCAUUUGUAGGAAAAAGGGAACAGUGUGUCGGCCAGCUAGCUAAAUUAGUCUCGUACAAUAAAGCAGUCUGACUGUGUAACUAGUUACUAUGCUAACUAACUAGCACAAUGUUAACUUUUAGUUACAGACAGAACUGAAGUCCUAACAGAACCUAAAAAAUGCUAAUUAGGUGAUCCAGUAAUUAACUAUGAUUCUCCAUCUGUAUGUUUUGUAUGCCUGAUUUGCCAGCUUUAUUGCUAUACAUCUAGUGCACUACCUAGGGUAGUAAAUGUGCUUACAUACUAGCAUGUUAACUAGCUAGCAGGUCAUAAGCUGUCAAUUAAAGAUGAGGGGUGAAUCAGUGAAACCUGUUAAUUGGAUUAUUAUGGCUACAAGUGCUUAAAUAGCUGACCUAUAGCUAUAUAUAGCUAGUUAUCUGGUUAAUCGUAUGGUUUACCAAUUAGUUUCAUUUGUUAACUAGCUAAACAGUUUCACUAGUUCACCUUACAUACAGGUCCUUUAAAUAGCUGAUUUGCUGGCCGUAUUUGUUAUCAUCUGGUUCACAAACUAACUAUGGUAUAAGCUUGUUUACUAACAAGCUAGCAUGCUUACUAGCUAGAUAGCACAUUUUAGGCUGACCAACAGCUGUAAAUUAGAGAUUAAUUAAUAUUAGAAUAAUUAGCAACAUUCCCCAAUUGGCUAAUAUACUCUAGUUACAGGUUAAAGGUUUAAGCAGCUGGUAUGCUAGCUAUUAUGCUAAUUAUCUGUUCAGGUUAUGUGCAAAAUAGUUUUUUUUUAUGUACAUUGCUUGGUAAAAGCUAUUUUUCUACUUAGCCAGCACAAUAAAAUUAUUUUGCCUUUCCAUCAGUUUUUAAGUAGAAACUAAUGAUGCUAAUUAGCUGGAUCACUAAUUAGCUAGCAUAAAAGCAUAUUGGUGCAGCUAAUAAAUACCUGCAUUAUUAACCAGCAGAUUAACAGAUGGAGGACCUGGAAUAUUGAAGAAUGCUAAUUAUCUGGUAGCUCAUUUGCUAGCCAUCAUCAAAGUCAACAUUAGUAUGUUAUAACAGUAUUGGAACACAGCCGUGAUGGUUUUAUUUAAUGGUAAAAAAAUAAAAACAUGCUGUUUCACAGUCAUCUUAUUUAAACAGUGUCUUGCAUCAAAUGGUGACUUUUCAGAUUUAUAAAUUGUUUUUGUAGUUUAUUUAUUUGCAAUUUUAGAAAAUAUAUAAAGCAAAACACUAAAAUCUGAUCUACGGUGUCCAUCUCUUCUUAUAACCACCAAAGCUAACAUGGCUAACAUGACAGAUUUUUUUUGUCACAUUCGUAUUGUUCAUAAUUUCUAAUGCUUGCUAAUGCUUACUAGCUGCUAAAUGCUAGAAUAGCAUUAGGCAGUGACAGUU
This is a messenger RNA of Tachysurus vachellii, 4352 nucleotides long. Its product is annotated as carbohydrate sulfotransferase 3-like. Gene Ontology annotation, cellular component: Golgi membrane. The record is from RefSeq and is a predicted model, not a curated record. Lineage: Eukaryota; Metazoa; Chordata; Actinopteri; Siluriformes; Bagridae. The coding region runs from base 609 to 1904 and encodes 431 amino acids. The transcript has 6 exons. Gene Ontology annotation, biological process: N-acetylglucosamine metabolic process; carbohydrate metabolic process. Gene Ontology annotation, molecular function: N-acetylglucosamine 6-O-sulfotransferase activity; chondroitin 6-sulfotransferase activity.